Molecule: messenger RNA, 3353 nt
Organism: Pogonomyrmex barbatus (red harvester ant)
Lineage: Eukaryota; Metazoa; Arthropoda; Insecta; Hymenoptera; Formicidae
Gene: Gnf1
Product: germ line transcription factor 1
Biological process (GO): DNA repair; DNA replication
Cellular component (GO): DNA replication factor C complex; nucleus
Molecular function (GO): DNA clamp loader activity; DNA binding; ATP binding
Source: RefSeq, a predicted model, not a curated record
UUUUCCCAGGAUAUUAGAUCUUACUUUGCAUCAGUCUCAACUUCUCAGAAGAAGAAUAACAGCGUGUCUGUUACUCCAAAACGUCAAAAACGAUGCAUAAUCUCAUCAGAAGAGGAUGAAGAAAAGCCAAAGCCAUCUACGAAACGUUCUAAGGUUAUACGAAAGACAAAAAAGGUUUCUGCUUUGUCAGAUUCUGAUGACGAUGUAAUAAUAAAAAAUGAUAAAGAUUCUAAUUAUUCUAAAACAAGUAAUAAAAGCAAGAGUGAGAAGCUACGGAAAGAAAUCUCUUUUAAUGAAUUAUUUGAGAAGAAGCCAAUAUCAAGGAUAGAAGAGACAAAAGUCAAUCGAAAGUUGCAGAAAAUGGAAUCUGAAUUUCACAAUGAUGAGGAUUUUGACGCUGUGCUUAAACAGUUAAAUACUUCUCAAUGUACCAGGGUGGAGGAUAUGAAGAAAGAUAAAAGUUCCAAAAAUGCAAAUAUUUCCAAAAAAUCAGAAAAAGUUGAAAUUAAAAUAGAAGAUUCUAAUAAGGAUAAAGAUAUUUCGAAAGAUACUCAUAAUAAAAUUAAUAAAACAAAUAAAUUACAAACUGAGGAGGUGAAAAUAUUUCCUAACAAAAAUGAUAUACAUUCGAAAGUUGUUAUAAGUUCUCCUUCAAAACAGAAAUUACAAAAAAGACAAAAAGAUAAUUUUGAUGAAGUCUUAGAUACAAAGAAUAAAUAUAAUAAUAAGCCUUCUAAACAAUUAAACUUUGACAAAAUGAAAUUGAAAAAUAAUUCAGCAUCUGUAUCAUCAAAGGAUAAAGAUGUAGAAAAAUCAUUAGAUAAAAAGAAAACCGAAACAAAAGAUAUAUUUGAAGAAAGGAUAGAAAAGAAGAAACAGCGUGCUACAAUGUAUGGAAAAUAUCUUCAGAGAGGCGGCGCCAGAAAUCCUGGCUCAAAAGAGAUUCCUGUUGGGGCUAAGAACUGUUUAGCUGGAGUGAGUUUCUUAAUUACUGGUGUUUUGGAUUCCUUAGAAAGAGAGGAAGCUGAAGAUUUAAUACGGAGUUAUGGUGGCCGAACUGUGAACGCUGUAUCAGGCAAAGUAAAUUAUAUUAUAGUAGGAGAUGAGGCUGGUCCAGCUAAAUUGACAAAAGCCAAUAGUUUAGGCAUCAAACAAAUAUCAGAGGAUGAUUUGCUAGAAAUGAUUUGUACAAGAUCGGAAGGUAAGCCUAAAGACAUCAAGCCAGCUACAAUAAGAAAGACAAUUUCGAAUAAAUCUGAAAGCGAUAAAUCAUCAUCAGCGAAGAAAGAAAAAGCACCAUCACCGAAGAAAGAAGAAAUAUUAUCACUGAAGAAAGAAAAAUCAUCAGAUUUUUAUCAAAAGGUAAAAACGCCAUCAUCUUCACCGAUGAAAGUAAAGACAUCCUCACCAAUAUCAAAACAGAUUUCCAAUAUAAGCAAUGAUAUACAGGAGAUUACAAACAUUGGAUCAGAACCGUUGGUUGAGAAAUAUAGACCUAAAAUGAUGAAACAGAUUAUAGGUCAACAAGGAGAUAAAAGCUGCGCGCACAAUUUGUAUGUAUGGCUGCGCGAUUGGCAUAAAAAUCGCCAAGAUCCCAAAUUCAAAAAUGGCAUCGGCAAGCAGACACAUGGACAAAAUUUCAAAGCUGCAUUGCUGUCCGGUCCGCCAGGAGUCGGUAAAACGACAACCGUACAUGUUGUUUGUAAGGACUUAGAAUACGAUCUUGUAGAAUUUAAUGCUUCUGAUACGAGAAAUAAGAUGCUUCUAAAAGAAGAAAUCUCAGGAUUAUUAUCCAAUACUACAAUGAAGGAUUACGUCACAGGUGCCAAACAAAAAAUUACAAGCAAGCAUGUGUUAUUGAUGGAUGAAGUCGAUGGUAUGGCUGGCAACGAAGAUCGUGGUGGCUUACAGGAAUUAGUUAGUUUAAUCAAACAUACUGAAGUACCAAUUAUCUGUAUAUGCAAUGAUCGAUUUAACACAAAAGUGAAAACCAUUUCUACGCACAGUUAUGAUCUGAAAUUUUCAAAACUCAGAGUGGAACAGAUCAGGAGCUCCAUGAAAUCUCUAUGCUUUAAAGAAAAUAUCAAAAUCUCAACGGAAGAUCUUGAUUGUUUAAUCGAGUCGACGAAUUAUGAUAUUCGACAAGUAAUAAAUCAUCUAGAAUUUCUUAGAAGUCAAACAGCUCACGUGGAAGCGGAUGGCAAAAAACAUUCAAACAAGAAUUUCAAACUCGGUCCAUUUGAUGUCGCAAAAAUAGCAUUCAACGCGGAAGAGCAAAAGACUAUGAAUUUGAACGAUAGAAUUGGUUUAUAUUUCCACGACUACAAUAUAGCGCCUCUUUUUAUACAAGAAAAUUAUCUAGGAGUCAGAUCUCAAAUGCCACCUCGUCAGAGGCUAGAAAGAAUUGCCAAUGCGGCCGACAGUAUAUCUCAGGGAGAUCUCAUCGAGAAGGUAAUGAGAGGCAAUAUGAUGUGGAGUCUGCUUCCGUUACAUGCUUGUUUCUCAUUUAUUAUACCAACGAGCGAAAUGUCGGGAAGUCUUGAUACGUUGAUACGAUUUCCUAAUUGGUUUGGGCGAAAUUCAAAGGCAAUGAGAUUUAAUCGAUUAAUGCAAGAAUUAACGGUGCAUACGCGAUUAGCCACGGGUGCGAGCAAGGACGCCCUCAAUCUGGAUUAUUUGGUCCACAUUCGAAACGCUAUUAUAAAACCUCUAAUAGAAAAUGGUGUAGAUGGCAUAGAAGCAGCAUUAAAUAUUAUGGGAAAAUAUCAUUUAACCAGAGAGGAUUUGGAUUCAGCGAUAGAGAUUUCUCUUUGGCCAGGAAUUCACGAUCUUACGAAUAAGCUUGAUAGUAAAGUGAAAACAGCGUUUACGAGGGCAUAUCAAAAGAAUCCUUCUAUGCUGCCGUACAUAAUUAACAAUACUGCUACUGGGAAGAAAAGAUCUAUGCAGGAUAAUGAUAUUAUAGAAGAGGAAGAUGAUGAAGAAGAAUCUAACGAUAUUGAUUCCGAUAAAAUGAUCAAGGCAAAGAAACCUACCACUGCUAGUAAUAGUAAAACUGCUGUGCCGACGAAAAGAGGUGGUGAACCUGCUAAGAAACGUGGAAGAGGACGCGGUAAAGCAAAAUAGAAGACAAUAUGAAGGAUGGAAUGCACAUUUUAUUUAGAAAACUUGAGACAAAAUUAAUUAUAAACAUUAUAAACGUUUGUUUACCGCUUGAUUGAAUUGUUCAAAAUAGCGUUUUAUGAUCGUGAAAUGAUAUUUAUAUAUAUUGCUUGCUAGAUUUAUUGCAUCAAAACGCAAUGACUUGGCGUUUAUGUUUCAAAAAAAAAAAUACAUAUAUUUUCUAUUCUUUC